GAAUGGCUCGUGAUGGACAUGGGGCCUUCGACUUCACCUCCAUCUUCAUCCUCACGGCCGGGCUGCUGCUGAGCGCCCAACCGCUGGCACGAGCUCAGGCCACGGGCAACGAAGGCGACGAGCUGCCGGACGAGGACGAGUCCCGCAUCAUCGGCGGGCGGCCAUGUUCCAUCAGCCAACGGCCCUUCCAGGUGGCCCUCAUCAAGCGGGGCCAGAUCCUCUGCGGGGGCAGCCUGGUAGCGGCCCAAUGGGUGCUGACCGCCGCCCACUGCCGCCAGCCAAUCAGGGAUCUGAAGGUGUUAAUUGGGACGGCGUCGUUACGGGGCGGGACGGGAGAAGUGAGGACCAUCUCCAAGGUCCAGGUCCAUCCGGCCUACAACCCCCGCAAGAACGACAACGACUUUAUGCUCCUGAGGUUGAACAGACCCGUCCAGUUCAGCAGUGACAUCAAGAAGAUCCGGUUGGCCACGAGGUGUCCCACGGACGGCAUGAAGUGCAGCGUCUCCGGUUGGGGCACCACCAGGUCUCCUGGAGGUAACCAACUUGCGAGGGUAGACCUCGGUGGAAGAGGCGGGAAGGCGACUGAUUGGGCGCGGGGAGAGGGCUCGGGUGACCUCAUCAGCUGGGAAAAGAGUAAGGGCUGCCCUGAUGUCACCUUCCCCCUGCCCAAUGAGCAGCUCCUCAUGGAGAACACCCUCCAGUUGGGUUUUCCCUUCAAGGUUCUCUUCCACGUUGACGUACCCACCUCCGAUGGAGUCACCUCCAUCGGCCACGUCUCACAGAACCCCACCGAAAGCGUCACGAGGUCUACCCAGGCCUCAGCGCUGCCCCAGAACCUCCAGUGCGCCGCCAUCGAGACCUUCGGGAGGGAGAAGUGCGCCAGAGCCUACGGCAACGCCGUCACCGCCAACAUGUUCUGCGCCGGCGUCCCCCAGGGGGGCGUCGAUUCCUGCCAG
This is a messenger RNA of Tauraco erythrolophus (red-crested turaco), 956 nucleotides long. The record is from RefSeq and is a predicted model, not a curated record. Lineage: Eukaryota; Metazoa; Chordata; Aves; Musophagiformes; Musophagidae.